This is a messenger RNA of Pelmatolapia mariae (spotted tilapia), 2359 nucleotides long. Its product is annotated as proline-rich protein 18-like. Bases 83 to 1036 code for a protein of 317 amino acids. The transcript is spliced from 2 exons. Lineage: Eukaryota; Metazoa; Chordata; Actinopteri; Cichliformes; Cichlidae. The record is from RefSeq and is a predicted model, not a curated record.
CAUCAGGAAAUGUUAUUCCUGUGUAGAGGAGCACUGGUGGAUCCGCGAGGCAGUGACGCACUUGCAGCCAGCUGAUCCUUGCAUGGCUGAAGAUGCAUCAGAGUAUCUCAACUCUGUCAGGAAAUCACUUUCCUCCCUAGUCCCCUCUUCUUUUUUCUUUCGACACUUCACAAGCAAAAGUGAACUCCUCUCCUACUUGAUGCUGUGCGUUGCCAAAAUGCCCUUCAUACCGCCAGUGUCCAUUGCACGCUCCAUGUCAGGACUCGCUGGGAAGGAGAGACCCACCAACAACAUUUCAUCUGUAUCUGCUGUGACCAAAGCUAAAGCUUUGAAAGAAGACAAAGGUGGCUCAGUGAAGGAGAGGCUGGCUUUGAACUUGAAACAACUGGGGAAGAAGAGUCAGCCCAGGAGUAAUCUACCAACAACUAAAGGAGUGUCAGGGGCAAACAGAAGGGAAGGCUCGCUGCCUUCAUCCCAGACGGGCAGCUCUCCUGUCACCAGCUCAGAGAGUCUGUCUAAAAGACAGCAGCACAAACACUGCGGUCACACUUCUGUAAAGAGUGACUCACAGGUGAAGCCUGUGAGAACCAAGGAUCAGCAGGAGGUCCGUUUCACUCUGACUCUCACACCCGAGGCUGUCCUCCUGCUGCAGCGGAGAAACAGCGAGAGACACCGGCAACGUUCAGUCGCCAGAAAUCCCGCGAGUGGAGCCACCUUGGCUCCCGGAGGAGCCACGGAGUCCCGACGCAGGAGGGAAAACGUGCCCAAAAGGCAGAGAAACGGCUCUCACAGCGGCAGAGUCACCGCUAAAAACAGCACUGACGCUGAGCUCGGAGACAUAAACUCAAUUCUGAAAAUCUCCCUUUUGAAUGAGCGGCACAAGUACGACGACGUGGAGUACGAGGAAGAGGAGGACUACGGCGUGGAUGAGCGCGUGGUGCUCAAAUGUACAGAGUGGCUACGUGGGCUGGAAAACGCACCAAUGACGGCGGGGAACAGGCUGAGUCGCAGCGCGAGCAGCGUGAAAAGUUUCUGAAGGUGACUGGAAAUGAGCGAGCGCCCGGGAUUAAACGUGCGUUGUCAUGGUCGUGGGGGCAGCAGCCUAAGCAGAGAAGCCCAGACCUCCCUCUCCCCAGCCACCUCCUCCAGUUUAUCCGGAGGACACCAAGGCGUUCCCAGGCCAGCCGAGAGAUAUAAUCUCUCCAGCGUGUCCUGGGUCUGCCCCGGGGCCUCCUCCCGGUGGGACAUGCCCGGAAAACCUCGUCCAGGAGGCACCCAGGGGGUAUCCUUGUCAGAUGCCCGAACCACCUCAACUGGCUCCUUUCGAUGUGGAGCAGCGGCUCUACUCUGAGCCCCUCCCGAAUGGCCGAACUUCUCACCCUAUCUCUAAGGGAGAGGCCAGCCACCCUUCGGAGGAAGCCCAUUUCCGCCACUUGUAUUCGCGAUCUCGUUCAUUUAUUCAGGAUUUCAUUUAUUAAGAGGGAAAUAAACUAUCUAAACCUCCCUGACACUGUGUGAAAAUGAUUUGCCCCUCAGAACAUCCAAAAAACUGCAGGCCUCACUUGUCUCAGUUAAACUCAGUGUCACGAUUCAACAAUAAGAAAGAGACUGGAAAAAAAUGGCAUCCAUGGGGGAGUCAAGUAGAAAAAAACAGCUGACCACAAAAAACACAAAUGCUCGUCUCACAUUUACCAAAAAACAUCUUGAUUAUCCACAAAACCCUAACCACAAAAAUACUCUGUCGAUUGAUGAGACAAAUGCUGAACUUUUUGGAAGGUUUGAGUCCAGUUGCAUCUGCAUAAAAGUGACCCAGUAUUUCAUGACAAGAACAUCAUAGCUACAGUAAAACAUGGUGGUGGUAGUGUGACGGUCUGGGGCUGUUUUGCUGCUUCAGGGCAACUUGCUGUAAUUGACGGAAACAUGAAUUCUCUGAUCUGAAAUAAUAAAUUCAGAUAACACAUUCUCUACCAGAAAAAUCCUGAAGGAGAAUGUGUCACCAUCAGUUCAUGCCCUGAAUCUCAGGAGCACACUUGAGUUAUACAGAAGGACAAUGACUAAGAACACACCAUCACUGAAUGGCUCAAAAACAAAAUGAAGGUUUUGGCAUGGUCUAGUCAAAGUCUGGACUUAAAUCAGAUUGAUAUGCUUUGGCAUGACCAUAAACCUCAGACAACUCACGGUGUAAAAUGCUCCAACGGCGCUGAAUUAAAACAAUUCUGUGCAGAAGAGUGGGGCAAAAUUUCUUCAUAGCACUGUAAAAAAACCAUUAGAAGUUCUCGCAAAUGCGUGAUUGCAUGUCUUUCUGCCAAGGGUGGCACAACCAGUUAUUAGUUUUAGGGGGGAAUCACUGUUUCACACA